AUGGCCGCCCCAGGCUCUGUGCUGCAGCGCACAGCGCUAAUCUCUUCAUCGAUGCUAAGAACGAGAGUGAUAUCCGCUACCAGGACGCAAGCCACACACACCCUUCGCACCGGCCGCUGCUCUGCCCUGUCCUCCCACAUACCGACGCACCCCCUCUUCCAAACCCGACAUAGCUCCUACUCCGCGCCCACACUCCGUGAAAAUGAAAAGGCGCGAAAGAAGGUUACUAUCCAGACGCUCCAGAACAUGCACAAAAAGGGGGAGCCAAUCACAAUGCUCACGGCACAUGACUUUCCCAGUGCUCAUGUAGCCGAUGCGUCGGGGAUGGAUAUGGUGUUGGUAGGGGAUAGUUUAGGGAUGGUAGCGCUUGGACUGGAAAACACGACGGAGGUUGUUAUGGAAGAGAUGAUUCUUCAUUGUCGGAGCGUAGCGCGGGCAACGAAAGCCGCGUUCAUUGUCGGAGAUCUACCAAUGGGGUCGUAUGAAGUGUGCGCAGAGCAAGCCAUCGAGUCAUCACUGCGUCUAGUCAAGGAAGGUCGCGUACACGCCGUCAAGCUCGAAGGUAGCCAAGAACUCGCACCCACAAUCAAGCGCAUCACACAGGCCGGUGUUCCGGUGGUAGGUCAUGUUGGUCUCACACCGCAGCGUCAGAAUGCCCUCGGCGGCUUCCGUGUGCAGGGCAAGACGGCUGUCAGUGCGGUGAGGAUGCUGCACGAUGCUCUCGCUAUGCAAGAGGCUGGCGCGUUCAUGCUGGUGCUUGAGGCGAUACCGUCGGAGGUUGCAUCGAUCAUCACGCAGAAACUGCGGAUCCCGACUAUCGGUAUUGGUGCCGGGAAUGGCUGCUCCGGGCAGGUUCUGGUGCAGGUUGACAUGACUGGGAAUUUCCAGCCCGGUCGGUUCGUGCCGAAAUUUGUUAAGCAGUAUGCGGAUGUUUGGGAUGAGGCUUCCCGUGGCAUUUCGCUCUAUCGCGAUGAGGUUAAGAGUCGGGCGUUCCCUUCAGAGGAAUACACGUAUCCAAUUGCGAAGGAUGAGCUCGCCGAGUUUCAGAAAACGGUGGACGAGGUCUUCCGGGAAUCAUGA
Molecule: messenger RNA, 1080 nt
Organism: Penicillium roqueforti
Lineage: Eukaryota; Fungi; Ascomycota; Eurotiomycetes; Eurotiales; Aspergillaceae
Product: 3-methyl-2-oxobutanoate hydroxymethyltransferase ECM31
Exons: 2
Coding region: 1-1080 (359 amino acids)
Biological process (GO): pantothenate biosynthetic process
Cellular component (GO): mitochondrion
Molecular function (GO): 3-methyl-2-oxobutanoate hydroxymethyltransferase activity; magnesium ion binding
Source: RefSeq, a predicted model, not a curated record